AUGUUUAGCACAAGUAAUUCCUAUUGCAAUUUGCAAACCAAACUUGCUUUUCUCUCUCUCACACACACACGGACACAGAGAGAGAGGGGUAGCCACACGCACGGCACAGUAGCGUAGACUGUGCUAUAAUGGAGGUGAAUAGGGGGGAGGAGGAAGACGUGAACCUGGAGCUCACCCUCUGCUACACCUCGGCCUCCUCGCCGGAGCCCAUCGGCUUCUUCCUCUGCAUGUACUGCGACCGCAAGUUCUACAGCUCGCAGGCGCUCGGCGGCCACCAGAACGCGCACAAGUACGAGCGCAGCCUCGCCAAGCGCCGCCGCGAGAUCGCCGCCGCGCUGCGCGCCCACGGCGCGCCGCCGCCGCCGCCCGCGCCCGGUGGCGCCGGCGCAGCUGCAGCUCAGAAGGCGGUGGGCGUGGAGGCGCAGCAGAAGCACCAGCACGCUCCCGUGGUCGGCGGCUUCGCGCGCGGCGGCGGCAAGAGCUCGCCGCCGGCCGCCGAGUACGGCGACGGGCUGGACUUGUCCCUCAGGCUUUGAUGCCCUCCUCUCCGGCGCCGUCGGCUUCUCUUCGCUCGCUGCUGCUCUCUGUUGUUAAUUUCUCGGUAUGUCGUCGAUCGAAGCCUACUUAAUUAGCUAGCUUUGCCGAGUUCAGUCGUGCCAAAUCUCUCAAUUAUUGGGCAUUUUCUUUGUGUGUGUGAGUGUCAAGAACAUGUUUUUGCAUGCUGCUCUCGUGUGUUUGCUGGAAUUUUUUUAUCGAUCUGUGCCUCCCUCUUCUGGUUGAGUUUGCUCCGAUGAUCGAUGGAAUUUCCCCCAAUUUACCAGGAGAGAUUUCGCCAAUUGAUGGAGAUUUCGGCUGGUGUAUGUUGUCUCCUUUUUUUUUUCCCUCUAUCGAUUAGCUAAUUUGUUUUGGGCAGAUCUGUAAUAAAAAGUGUGUUUCGUUGAGAGGCUUCACCCAAA
This is a messenger RNA of Oryza sativa Japonica Group (Japanese rice), 956 nucleotides long. Its product is annotated as zinc finger protein 2. NCBI's taxonomy places the organism in Eukaryota, Viridiplantae, Streptophyta, Magnoliopsida, Poales, Poaceae. The record is from RefSeq and is a predicted model, not a curated record. Gene Ontology annotation, molecular function: DNA-binding transcription factor activity.